ACUCGUGAACGGUGUUGCUUUUGAAAAAGAUAUAGUUUUCUUUCAUUCUCGAGCAAACCAGGGACGCUUAAUUUGUUCCUUUCUGUGACUAUCCUAUGUUUUUCAUUUAGUUUUUUGGCAAUUUUGCAUCGGGAUGCCACUCUGUUUGCUUCUUAGUUUAUGCCGUCCCCACCUUCGUUUCCCUUUUCUCGAACUCCUUUUGGCCUCCCUAUUAAUGGGUACACAUUAUCAUGGCCGUCGAUGUGAUGAAAAAUGAUAAAAAGUCUAUUUUCGAUUGUAUUACCUCGCGAUAGUUCUACUGUUGAUUGUUAGUACAUGUUACGAUGUAAAAGUCCUCUUCUAUUAGAUCAAAAUACUUGAUAUCUCUUGAAGCAUGAAAUUUCUGUCUGAUGGUCGUCUCUGGUUGUUCUCAAUUUGUUCUAAGGGCGUGUCAGCCAUUUUCUUCGUUGCGAACAAAGUCUGUCAGUUGCUUUGAGAAUUGUUGCACUUCGGGAUCUACAUGCUCCGUACGAUGACGGGAGUGCGACAACAUGUUUAUUUCAGCAUUGGAGAACCCUCUGUAACUCAGCAUUGCGGCUUGCUAACCUGAGAAAUAUGCGUCCGAAUGAAGGAAGCAAUCUAAAAUAUGCAUAUUGCAGGAUAUGCUUGGCUUGCUUGCUCUGUUUGCGUUUCCUGACGGGCUCCUGAACUUGAUAUAAAUGCAGGGAAUUUAUCCGUUCCCCUGUGGAAGCAGUAGGCCGGAAUUUUGGUUCUCUAUUUGACAUCUAGUGAAACUGUGCUAAAGUUUUGCGCGUAUGCCGGGGAGCAAGUAUAACCGCAACCCAGGCGUUCCUGCCACUAGAGUGGAAAGGUUAUUGAGAGAAAGAGGACUUCGGAAGAUUAACAGAGGAAUCAAUUCGGGGGAUGAGAAUCUCGAUGACGAGGAACGACAGGAAGAGGUGGCAACUGAAGUCGCAAAUUCGUAUGGUGAUAGAUGCGGCAGGGAAGAUGGAAGACCUGUGAAGCAGAGGUUGUUGGUUGUAGCUAACCGGCUUCCAGUCUCCGCGAUCAGGAAAGGAAAGGAUUCAUGGUCGUUGGAGAUUAGUGCUGGAGGUCUGGUCAGCGCUCUUCUUGGUGUGAAACAGUUUGAGACCAAGUGGAUCGGAUGGGCUGGUGUCAAUGUGCCAGAUGAAAAUGGUCAGCAGGCACUCACGAAAGCGUUAGCAGAGAAGAGGUGCAUACCUGUUUUUCUUGAUGAGGAUAUAGUGCACCAGUAUUAUAAUGGAUACUGCAACAAUAUUUUGUGGCCUCUCUUUCAUUACCUUGGUCUUCCUCAAGAGGAUCGCCUCGCUACUACACGCAGUUUUCAGUCCCAGUUUGACGCAUAUAAGAAGGCCAACCAAAUGUUUGCUGAUGUGGUCAAUGAACAUUAUCAAGAAGGAGACGUGGUGUGGUGCCAUGAUUAUCAUCUGAUGUUUCUGCCUAAAUACCUUAAGGAGCGGAACAGCCAGAUGAAAGUUGGUUGGUUUCUUCAUACACCUUUUCCUUCAUCUGAGAUCCACAGGACGUUACCAUCCCGUUCAGAACUUUUAAGAUCUGUUCUUGCCGCUGACUUAGUUGGCUUCCACACCUAUGAUUAUGCGAGACAUUUCGUUAGUGCUUGCACUCGUAUACUUGGACUUGAGGGCACACCGCAAGGUGUGGAGGAUCAGGGGAAGCUAACCCGUGUUGCUGCGUUUCCUAUUGGAAUAGACCCAGAGAGGUUCAUUCGGGCACUGGAGCUUCCACCUGUCCAAGAACAUAUCAGAGAGUUAAAAGAGCGAUUUGCUGGAAGAAAGGUAAUGUUGGGCGUUGAUCGACUUGACAUGAUUAAAGGAAUUCCUCAGAAGAUUUUGGCAUUUGAAAAGUUUCUUGAGGAAAAUCCUCAUUGGCGUGACAAAGUUGUUCUAUUGCAAAUAGCUGUUCCUACAAGGACAGACGUUCCAGAAUACCAAAGGCUCACAAGUCAGGUACAUGAGAUCGUUGGGCGUAUCAAUGGUCGCUUUGGUACAUUGACGGCAGUUCCUAUACAUCACUUGGACCGUUCACUUGAUUUUCAUGCUCUGUGUGCACUAUAUGCAAUCACAGAUGUUGCAUUAGUUACUUCCUUGCGUGAUGGAAUGAAUCUUGUUAGUUAUGAGUUUGUAGCAUGCCAAGAUGCAAAAAAGGGUGUUCUUAUUCUUAGUGAAUUUGCAGGAGCUGCACAGUCUCUUGGCGCCGGUGCUUUACUUGUUAAUCCGUGGAAUAUUACAGAAGUUGCUGCUUCAAUUGGUCAGGCAUUAGAUAUGCCUGCAGAUGAGAGAGAGAAAAGGCAUAAGCAUAACUUUCAACAUGUCACCACCCACACUGCCCAAGUGUGGGCCGAAACCUUUGUUAGUGAGCUUAAUGACACUGUUGUUGAAGCCCAGUUGAGGACAAGGCAAAUACCACCCUCGCUUCCAAUCAAAACUGCUGUUGAGCGUUACUUGCAUGCAAGGAAUCGACUCCUGAUACUGGGAUUCAAUGCCACAUUAACAUCUCUAGUGGACAGUCCAGGACGAAGAGGCGCUGAUCAGAUUAAAGAGAUGGAGCUUACAUUGCAUCCAGAUUUGAAAGUGCCUCUUACGAUUCUUUGUUCUGAUCCAAGGACAACAAUGGUUGUGCUAAGUGGAAGUGAUAGGAACAUACUAGAUUUGAACUUUGGGGACUAUCACAUGUGGCUAGCUGCUGAAAAUGGAAUGUUCUUACGACUUACUCAAGGAGAAUGGAUGACCACAAUGCCCGAGCACCUAAAUAUGGACUGGGUAGAGAGUGUGCAGGAUGUUUUUGAAUAUUUCACAGAAAGAACACCUAGGUCCUACGUUGAAGUUCGGGAAACUUCUUUAGUGUGGAAUUACAAGUAUGCUGAUGUUGAAUUUGGAAGGCUUCAAGCAAGGGAUAUGUUGCAGCAUCUAUGGACUGGUCCAAUUUCAAAUGCAGCUGUAGAUGUUGUUCAAGGCAGCCGAUCAGUUGAGGUCCGCUCUGUUGGUGUUUCAAAGGGUGCAGCAAUUGACCGAAUCUUGGGAGAAAUAGUUCAUAGCAAAUCUUUGGCAACGCCAAUUGAUUAUGUUCUGUGCAUUGGCCACUUUCUGGGGAAGGAUGAGGACAUCUACACUUUCUUUGAGCCAGAGUUGCCAUGUGAUGCACCCGGAACAACACGAGGAAAGGUGACUGAGUCUGUCAAGACAUUGCCAGAGAAGCGGUCAAUGCAAAAAACUCCUGGCAAAAGUGGUGGAAAGCCAAUGCAUGGUCGCACAAACAAGUUGUCUUCCUUUUCCGAAAAAAGAACAUCAGGUAGCAAUAGUGGAAGCUGCAGAGGAGGGCAUGAAACUGCUGCUUGGCGUGAAGGUUCAUCUGUGCUUGACCUGAAGGGUGAGAACUACUUCUCUUGUGCAGUAGGACGGAAGCGCUCUGCUGCACGUUACCUGCUCAGUUCAUCAGAGGAAGUUGUGUCCUUCCUGAAGGAAAUGGCAGGAGCAUGCGAAGUUGGUGAAGGGCAGUGUGCAUAUUUCUCAAGGUAGUGGUGUGGCAUGAGUUCUCUGUGGUCGCAUAUUCAUCCUUUGCACUGGACUGCCAUAGGUUAUUGGGCGGAAGAAGGGCCCGGGACUAUGGAAAUGCCUUUAUUUGAAGAGCAAGACAUCUGGUGGUCCCUCAACCUGAGUGCCUAUAGGGGCUGGUCUACCACAUUAAGUGAUGCUAGCGAUGUGAUCCUGUUAUUGCAGUAGGUGAUUUGAGAUAUCUCAAGAGAGCUCCUUGUGGAGAUGUGCUUUGUUUUGCAUGUGUAUUGUAUCUGCAGGGUUUUCUGUUGGUGUUUGUCACAAUGACCAUAAUCAAUAGUCAAUAGACUAUCAGCAUGGCUUUGUAAACCAUGAGGGUUUUGCAUCUAUUUCUUCUGUUGAAGUUAUGAUUCCAGUGUGUGGCAUAAGUCAUACGACUUAUGGUGGUACCCAUGAGGUUUAGUCUUCAUUUUAAU
Messenger RNA from Nymphaea colorata (pocket water lily), 4009 nucleotides. RefSeq names its product alpha,alpha-trehalose-phosphate synthase [UDP-forming] 1-like. NCBI's taxonomy places the organism in Eukaryota, Viridiplantae, Streptophyta, Magnoliopsida, Nymphaeales, Nymphaeaceae. Bases 795 to 3557 code for a protein of 920 amino acids. The record is from RefSeq and is a predicted model, not a curated record. Gene Ontology annotation, biological process: trehalose biosynthetic process. The transcript has 18 exons. Gene Ontology annotation, molecular function: alpha,alpha-trehalose-phosphate synthase (UDP-forming) activity. Gene Ontology annotation, cellular component: cytosol.